Messenger RNA from Culicoides brevitarsis, 991 nucleotides. RefSeq names its product ras-related protein Rab-7a (gene Rab7). The record is from RefSeq and is a predicted model, not a curated record. Gene Ontology annotation, cellular component: phagocytic vesicle; lysosome; late endosome. The transcript has 5 exons. Gene Ontology annotation, biological process: endosome to lysosome transport; phagosome-lysosome fusion. Gene Ontology annotation, molecular function: GTPase activity; GTP binding. The coding region runs from base 202 to 825 and encodes 207 amino acids. NCBI's taxonomy places the organism in Eukaryota, Metazoa, Arthropoda, Insecta, Diptera, Ceratopogonidae.
GUUUCACGAAUUGCAUAGUUUCUCAUCAAACCUCACAAAGGACAAUUAUUUAAAAAUAUUACAUUUUUAAGUAACUUUUUCUGAUUAAAACUUAAAAAUUUCGUUUGUAUAUCUACAAAUUUAAGUUGUUUUGAUUUAAACUGAAGUUUUAGACCAGUAAAAGUACCCCAAAGUUCGUAAAUACAUAAUAAACAACAAAAAAUGUCUACGCGCAAAAAGGUUUUACUCAAAGUAAUAAUUUUGGGUGAUAGCAGCGUUGGAAAAACUUCGUUAAUGAACCAGUAUGUUAAUAAAAGAUUUUCUAAUCAAUACAAGGCUACAAUAGGGGCAGAUUUUUUAACAAAAGAAGUUGUAAUAGAUGAUCGUGUUGUCACCAUGCAAAUUUGGGAUACUGCUGGGCAGGAGAGAUUUCAAUCACUUGGUGUCGCAUUUUAUCGUGGAGCAGAUUGUUGCGUUUUGGUAUUCGAUACAACAGCCCCGAAUACUUUUAAGAACUUAGAUUCUUGGCGAGACGAAUUUUUGAUUCAAGCUAGCCCACGUGACAUGGAACACUUUCCUUUUGUUGUAUUAGGAAACAAAAUUGACUUGGAAAACAAAGCGGUGUCUACUAAAAGAGCGCAGCAAUGGUGUCAAUCGAAAAAUGACAUUCCGUAUUUUGAAACCUCUGCGAAAGAAGGAAUUAAUGUUGACUUAGCCUUUCAAACAAUCGCAAAGAACGCAUUAGCACAAGAAAGUGACGAAAACAUUUAUAGUGAGUUCCCGGAUCCAAUCAAAUUAAAUCCAACUGAGUCGAAUGUUUCAAAUGGAGAUAACUGUUCAUGCUAAAUUAAGAAGAUAAAAAUAAAAAUAUAAAAAAAACAUUUAUUUUUUAACCUUUGUUUAUUCAUAUGAUAUCAUAUCAUUAUUAUUGUCUUAAAAAACUUUAAAAAUUAUAUUUAAAAAGAAUUGUAGAUAAUAUUAUUCAAAAUAUUUACUCAUUAUAAAAAAUAAA